This is a messenger RNA of Ustilago hordei, 432 nucleotides long. RefSeq lists its product as uncharacterized. Lineage: Eukaryota; Fungi; Basidiomycota; Ustilaginomycetes; Ustilaginales; Ustilaginaceae. The coding region runs from base 1 to 432 and encodes 143 amino acids. The transcript is spliced from 3 exons. The record is from RefSeq and is a predicted model, not a curated record.
AUGAUAUCCUCCUUGUUGCUGAGGAUCACGAGCAGUUGGCCAGUCUGCGCCAGCUUCUCUGCGCUGAGAUUGUUGCUGUUCUUGAUAGGUGGCUCGAACGAGACUGGCGAUCCGCAGGAGGAGCGUCUUUGUUGGAUAUUGACUUUGCGCUCUGCUAUCCAGGUCAGGCAAGAUACCGAGGUCGAGCCAGACGAAAUGCUGUCGAUGCGCAGACAGGCUUCGGAACAAAGCAGAACAAAGAGAGGGGCGAGCGCUGGCUUUGUCGAGAUUGGAAGAGGUGAUGCAGAGCUAGAUGAAGCGAUGGAGGGCGAAGAGAAGGAUAUGGAUGCGCAAAUUAGAGUUCCUCCGGUGAGCGAGGUUGGUGGGUUGAGAGAUGCAACCGGGCGUCAAGACAAGCACCGAACUGAAAGAGCAAGGCCAAGGAGCAGCUGA